Messenger RNA from Botrytis cinerea B05.10, 2784 nucleotides. RefSeq lists its product as hypothetical. Gene Ontology annotation, biological process: regulation of DNA-templated transcription. The transcript is spliced from 4 exons. The record is from RefSeq and is a predicted model, not a curated record. Bases 328 to 1956 code for a protein of 542 amino acids. Gene Ontology annotation, molecular function: DNA-binding transcription factor activity, RNA polymerase II-specific; zinc ion binding. Lineage: Eukaryota; Fungi; Ascomycota; Leotiomycetes; Helotiales; Sclerotiniaceae.
GUUCCUAGAAAGAAUCAAGCUUCAUCUGUAUUGUCGAUCUCUCGUGCAGAUAUUACUAGGGACAAGAUUCUUACAAUGCGGCUUAGUGACUAUAUGAUCAUGAAUGCAUGCUUCACAUAAGCAACAUAACAGCCCACGGGCAACAAAUUUAAUCUAUUUGUUCUCGUGCUUUGGUGUAGUCAUUAUCUUUCCCGACAUCAUUACGAAACACGGGCUCGCAGACUACUUAUCAUCUGCCCGAUUGCUCUAUAAGAGGGUGCUCAGAUUCUUUAAAUUAGAGAAUCUAAUAACCCCAAAUAUUACCAACCAUCUCAAUCAGGUCACGAAAUGGUUUAUUGUGGUAAGCCAAGUAAAGCUUGCGCAGAAUGCAGACUUCGGAGAACCAAGUGUGACACCCUGACGCCAUCUUGUUCGCAAUGUGUUCGCGCUGGCCGUAAUUGUACAGGGUACAGAACUGAGGCAGAUAUGAUGUUCCGCGAUCAAACACAAUAUUACACCAAGAGACGAAGAACUGAAAAUCAAUCUCGACUAUUAGUAUCGAAAAGGGGAAGUAAAGCAUCAAACGACACUUCAGAUGCUCUUAUAGAUCCUCAAUUGACGUGCCAGUCCACGAUGCAACUUGCCAUGCAGAUAACACCACUGGUACUCGAACUUUCUACUUCUUCGGCUGAGCAGGCAACAUGUUAUUUUUUUAGAAACUAUGUUCUUGAAGAUAAUUCGACAAGUGGUAGCUUUCAGUAUCUCCACGAAAUAUAUGACAAUGAACUGAUUGGUCCUGCGCUGACUGAUAGCAUUGAAUCUCUUGGAAUGGUCGGCUUAGCAAACUUUUGGAAAGCUUCCGAAUUUCAAUUCCAUGCAAACAAAAAGUACAACUCUGCUCUAAGGCUUGUCAGUUCGCGGUUGAGAAAUGAAAACGAAGCUCGAGCCGAUCAAACUCUCGUAGCAGUAAUACUUUUAGGUCUUUUUGAAAUAAACACAUGUACCGGUCCCCAAUCAAUGCGAUCUUGGACCAAGCAUAUAAUUGGUGCCUCAUCGCUGUUGCAGCUUAAGGGAAAACAAUGCCUUGAAACUCCGACUGGCCGGCAUAUAUUUGCUCAUCUUAGGACUCAAAUUAUUACAAACUGUAUACAACGCCAUGUUUCUAUUCCGCCUUUCAUUCGGGACUGGUCGACGUAUGCUCUGCAUUUUCAAUCGCCAAAUGACGCCCACGCCACAACUCUGGCGGAACAAGUGAUGGAAUUUUGCGAUCUCCGUGCCACAAUGUCUUCGUUUCAUGAUUACAGAAAUGCGGAGAAAAUCAUUAAAUCGGCCCUCGUGAUUGAUUCCAAGCUUGCGGAGUGGGCUUUUACUUACCCGCCGGAGUGUAUGUUUUAUAAAACACUCACCUUAAGACAAAGGUCUGAUCGCGUUUUUUCGGAUCAUUAUCAUAUCUACGAUAGCAUCUGGGCCGCCGCACUGUGGAACCACUAUCGAUGUGUUCGGAUUCUCAUCAAUGAAGUUGUCUAUGUUCAACUCACUCAUCUUAGAAAUACCCAGCCUGAGCUGUUCCCUAUAGACCUGAGGAACCCUAUCUUCUCCGAUUCUCAAUUGGAGAUCUCGACGACAACCAUCAUUCAACUAUCACAUGAUAUUUGUGCUAGCGUUCCUUUUAUGCUUGGAUAUGCGCAGGGUGGAGAAGUGACAUUAAACAGUGCUAAAGCCGUUAGCGGUAAUCUUUUGUUAUGGCCUUUGUAUACGGCAGCAUGCACGUCUCUAGUAUCUGAUAUGAUGUGUCACUGGGUAGCAGGGAGAUUACGAGUUAUAUCCGACAUCAUGGGAAUCAAACAAGCUGCUCCAUUGUCACAUAUUCUAACGAAAAGAAAGGAUCUCUUGGCUUGGGAGCUUGAAGAUAUCAAGAAAGGGGCCGCACCAAAUUAUGAGGACUGGACACAUGGACAAUUAAUGGAACUUACAUGAUCUGAGAUGAGGUUUUGAAUUAUUCACAACCAAGAACGAAGUUUCAAGAUACUACGUUUGGGAGCUGUUUAUCUUUCCUAAUUAACUAAGUUCUUCCUAGGUCCAUCAUACUCUCCAAUACGCUAUAAAUCUCCGGCAGAAGCAACCUUAGCAUAGAUAUAUACUGGGAGAUUGUUUAAUACUUGAUCUGUAUUGAUAUUUACCAACUCAACUACUGGAUAAUAUGGAUCACCUUGCUGAGCCCUAAAAAAAAGGACCAUGCAGCGGUGACGCGAUUUACGGCCUGGGGAUUGUUUCCCAAAUUUAUCGCCUUUUUUGGGCAGUCUUAGUUUGAACGCGAAACUUUUUUUCCAGUACCAGAGCAUUCAUAAACGUCUUUGCCAUGGGCUAGCUUUAGAUAAUAGGCAACAAAAAAUUUUCGCCUCUCCGGGCCCGGAAUUUUGGCUUAGGUGUACUAUUUUGGCACAUAUAUUUUUUUUCAGUGGCCCAGCAUGAGCUCAUCAAUAGCUGCUACUUACAAAUUGUCCUUUCUCCUAGAUCAUUAUAUGAAAGCAUUGCCAGGAAAAGAGAGCAUAUACACUGGACUUGAUUUGUAUGAUGGGUAGGUAUAAACAUUCAGGAUAAAGAUUUGAAUCGUCAAUGAGAAAAUGAAUAGUCUUAUUUAUGUCUCAAAGAAAGGAGUAUAGCUUAUUUGUUUUAGACGUCACUCAAGUAAAUAAUACUGGAGAUUAAUUUGUGAUACUCUGCUUGAAAGACAUCCUGCUACCGUGUCGUUUUAUACAAAAGGUGUCGGUUUAUACGCCACAUUGUAAAAUAUCUGAUUAUUUA